Messenger RNA from Caenorhabditis sp. 36 PRJEB53466, 871 nucleotides. NCBI's taxonomy places the organism in Eukaryota, Metazoa, Nematoda, Chromadorea, Rhabditida, Rhabditidae. The record is from the annotation of a GenBank genome assembly.
AUGGAAAAAGCCCAGUACGAACGGGUUCAGUUCAAUCUGAAUCAGGAGUUGAUUGAUUAUCGUGACCGUGUGGAUGACCUGUAUGAGCUCACCAACAAAACCUCGGAGUUGGAGGUCACCGUUUCGCGUUUGAAAAUGGAGAAAGAAGAGGGAGAAGCGUCUGCUGCCGAUGCUACGAAAGAAGCCCAGGCUGCUAUUGUUGAGACAUUUGCUUUGAAAGACCAAAUCCAAAAGCUGAUCGAAGAGAAGGUUGCCAAUCAACACGAGUUGGCGAUUCAUGCAUAAGAAAGGCGAACCAUUGAGGUAACAUUGUGUUUCGGAAUAUAUUUACGCUGUUCAUUUCAGUACGAGCGUGAAAGGAUCGCGACGGAACGCGGUCUCCAUGCUGAAGCAAAGCGGUGGCUGAUGCAGGAAGUGUCCGAACGGGACAACAAAGUGUCGAGCUUGCGUCUAGAGCUGAGUAUGAAAUUCUGUUCACCGCUCACCACAGACAGAGAAACCCGAACUCGUUCUCGUACCUGCUGGAAGAAGAGGCCACUCGUUUCGCACAGGAAAUCGACAUGCUGUACAGAGCCUACUUCCCAUCGGAUUCUAUCGGCAGAGAGAUGAUCGAGAAGAUGCUGGCAAGCUGAAAGACCCCGGACGCCAUCGAGAUCAUUCUCCAGAAUGGAGUGUAAGUCAAUCAGUAAUUGACCGCCAAUGAGUAACAAGUUUCAUUUUCAGGACCGCCAUGUCGGGUCUCGUGAAGACAUUGGAAAGCCGACAGCCGACUAUUGUGUACAAGGAGAGACGGGUCAAGAGGAACUCUCUGGAUUCUGGCGGUAAGCUUGAAAACCAUCUAAACUCAAACAAUUGUUCUCUUUUCAGCUGA